UCGCAUGCGACUCUUUUUGUACACACCUCCACCUAAGUAGGUACCUAGGUACCUCUAUGCAUCUAUUAGAGGUAUCACACCCUGUCUUCAGCAUAUUAGGUACCUAGGUACCUAACCCAAUCGCCAAGGCCUGGCUCGGCUGAACUCCGGCUGCGUCGUGAUCGCGAUGAUAAUAUCCGAUAUCCCCGAAUGCGGUGCUUUGGGUGAGAUCCCAUUCAUCCGUCAACCUCAGGAUACUAUUCUCGUCCAGGAGAGGGCAUUCCUCCGCCUCGAUACUCGACGCCAGGAGGCACCAUGACUUACAAGCGAAAGCGCACCGAAGGCGACACGACUUGCCGACUCGCGGCGUCGAAGAGAUCCCGCCAUACCCUUUCCCCGGACCUGCUGUCGCCUCUAUCCGACGAGCUGCUCCUCCGCGUCCUCUCGUUCCUCCCUCUUCCCGACCUACUUAACACUGCGCCCCUAUCGAAGCGCUUCUACGGUCUAAGCGGAGACUCGCAGAUAUGGAGACGCCUGUACUACUCGCGCUUUGUCCUGCCGCGUGCCUUGCGCAUCCCGGGGUUCCGUGACGGCUCUGCUAGGGACGGCAAGCUUUACUAUUCGUCGCAAAGGGCGCUGUGGGCAGAUGGGAGAAGAGGAGGCUGGGUCGACAUGCCUGCGGACGAUACGGAGAAGUCCUCGAGGAAUUGGAAAAUGCAGUAUAAACUCCGACACAAUUGGGCACGAGGGAAAUGUGCCGUCGAGGAGCUGCACGUCGGCCCGGAACCGCCCUUCGCCAAGACGAACUCGUCGCAUAAGAUGCUCGUGAAGGUUUCCGAGGGUAUCGCUACGACAGCAGACCGGGCAACGGGACUACGAGCUUGGGACCUGAAAACGAAGGAGCUUUUAGCCCAGAUCAACCUGGAAGAUGUCGGGUCGGGAGCUCUCCCCAGCUGUAUUGCUAUAGAUGAGCAGAAGCCCCGAGACAAGUCUUUGAAAAUCGCGCUAGGAUUCACAGACGGCAGCUUUGGCGUUUGGCAGUUGGAUACCCAGGAAAAGAAGCUACUGCCGAGUUACCUCCACGAGAAGUCCAGCAACGGAGAGCUAGUCGGGAUCGCCUUCUCCUAUCCGUACCUCUUGACAGCAACGAAGUCAGUCUUGGUGUCCUUAUAUACGUUCGAGGGGCCCUCUGUAGAGGCUCCCAUUGAACUACCAGGCUCGGAUCAGUCCGAGCAAGCACCAGGGACCGGAAGCGAUGAACACACCGAGAGCCGGCAGGGCCCAGGGCGGUUCAAUCCACGGGCACCAGAAAGCUCAAGACCGAAAAACUUGAUCAGGGCCCCAUACAUACUCACAUCGCUCAAAUCACAUACCUCUAGAGCUCCUCUCGCACUAUCCAUCCGAAACACAGCCGGGGGCGUCGUAGCCUCCAUCGCCUACACUUUCUCCAGCCUCCAAGGGUGGUCGCUCGGCAUCCAGGACCUCCACCUGCGCUCCUCCGCCUCCAAAUCCAAACCCACCCCAGAAAUCAUUACCACCCGCCUAGCGUAUACCCUCCCCGUCCGGACCGUCCCCAACCGUACACUAUCACUAUCCGCGUCCUUUUCUCAACCAUUAAACAACUCACCUUUAGAACGAGGUAGCAACGAGCUAGACGGGCCUAUAAACCUCUGUUACACGCACCCCUACCUUCUUGCCACCCUCCCCGACAACACAUUAAUCCUCCACCUCUGCAAAUCCACAUCGUCGUCGCUGUCGAUAUCGCCCGGGAUCCGGCUCUGGGGACACACGUCUGGCAUAAGCGACGCUGAGAUAACGGCCCGCGGGAAGGCGGUCAGCGUCAGCUGCCGCGGGGAGGAGAUCCGGGUGUGGGAACUGGAAGGGCGGGCCCACGGGAGCAGCGUCGAGGUCCGCCCCACCGCUCGGCCGGUAGCCGACGGCGGGGAAGGCCCGGACGACGUCGCGGUGGUUGCGCAGGCGGCAGCCACCCAGUGGGACGACCGGCGGAAUUGGGUCGGGUUCGACGACGAGAUGGUCAUCGUGCUCAAGGAGUCGAAGGGCAGGGAAAGCCUCAUGGUCUACGACUUCACGUAGCGCGCUUUGCGGGGAGCCGCUCUCGCGAAGCAAGUUUACCACCCGCGAUAGAAGACACCGCAGAUCUAGGCGAAGACAAAGGCCGGUGCUCACGAUAAGCGUCUGAAGCGCUGUGUAGGGCAUGCAUGUAUGGACGGGGUUUUAUCUCCCAGUGUAGUGCUAUAUAAGAUUAUAUCGGGGUCGUAUCGCGGGCUUCAGUCAACAUCAUGGGUAAUAGCUAGCCUAUGUUCCCUCUCACCGUCCCGGUUCCUUUACCACGGCGCUCGCAUUCGCAGCCGGCCCAGGCUUCGUCGAGACGGUCAUCUGCCAGUACGUACGAGAUUAGGUGAUAGCGAGCCAGAUAGACGACGUAAGACUCCAAGCUCUGCGUUAAAUCCCAAGGCUCAAAGGGGAACCACGUCUGUUAGCCUCGAUAACGACAGCUAUUUCAUAAAGAUGGCGGUUGAGACGCCUCCAAGCUCUGGUAUAGUUGCGCCGAUACCCCUUUAUCGUGUCCAGACAUUCCUUCAGGCGAAACAAGGCUAAA
Durotheca rogersii is the source of this 2599-nucleotide messenger RNA. RefSeq lists its product as uncharacterized. The coding region runs from base 295 to 2073 and encodes 592 amino acids. The record is from RefSeq and is a predicted model, not a curated record. The transcript has a single exon. Lineage: Eukaryota; Fungi; Ascomycota; Sordariomycetes; Xylariales; Xylariaceae. Gene Ontology annotation, molecular function: protein binding.